Messenger RNA from Dermacentor silvarum, 354 nucleotides. RefSeq lists its product as uncharacterized. The transcript has a single exon. The coding region runs from base 1 to 354 and encodes 117 amino acids. Lineage: Eukaryota; Metazoa; Arthropoda; Arachnida; Ixodida; Ixodidae. Gene Ontology annotation, molecular function: protein dimerization activity. The record is from RefSeq and is a predicted model, not a curated record.
AUGGAACCCAGAAAUCUCAAAGUGAUCAAAGGAGAUUGGGAGAUACCGAAGCAGAAGUGGCAAGCAACACCUCCAGAAGAGUUGCCAAAGUAUGCGACCGAGGCCCUCAAGCAGUGUAACACCAGCCUGUUUCCAAAUACUAUCAGCACCCUGCUCAAGAUACUUGCCACACUUCCUGUCACCACAGCGGCAGCUGAGAGAAGCUUUUCGACGCGCCUCAAAACCUACCUUCGCAACAGCUCUGUUGAGGAACGAUUGAAUGGGUUGGCUCUGAUGUCGCUCUACAGAGAGUCCGUUGACGUGAGCAACGUAAUCGCAAGGUUUACGGAGAAGGCACGGAGACUUGUGUUUUAG